This is a messenger RNA of Paramecium sonneborni, 874 nucleotides long. Lineage: Eukaryota; Ciliophora; Oligohymenophorea; Peniculida; Parameciidae. The record is from the annotation of a GenBank genome assembly.
AUGAUAAAAAAAACUUUACUGUUAAGAAGACCAUGGACAUAGUAAGAAAGAGAAAUUAUAAAAUAGCGAAAAAAAUCUCUCUCAAACCAAACUAAAGAAUCAUUUAAAGGAAUUUUUGAAUCAAUACCAAGUAGAAAUCUUAUUUAAUUCAAAAGUUAUCAUUCUUAGGCCUUUAAUUAGAAACAAGAAUAAUCCCAAAUUUAUCAUUUGACUGAUUUUAGAAUUGCUAAAAUUUGGAAACCUUAAAAUAGACAUGAAACAAGUGGCACUCAAGGUUAUAUGGCUCCCGAAGUUAUUUGUAGAUAAAAUCUCAUGGAAUUCCUUUAGAUUUCUUUGCUUUAGGAAUUAUUUUGCAUGAAUGUAUUAUAAAUAUUUUUUUUAUUUUAGCUUGGUAAACGCCCAUAUAAUCCCAGUUGGAAAUGCAUACUUUGUUCCUAAUAUUUAGUGUGCAUGCUAAUAGAUAGCAAUUGUUAACAGGUAAUUACUUUGCCAGCAUAAGGUACAAUUCGCUCCUUUAUUUUUACUUUUAGUUUAUUAUUCUGUCUUUUAAACUGCUUUACUUUUUUCGCUUAAAUUGAUAAUUUAGCAUUAAGAUUCUAUCGUGCUGGAAUUUUAGGGUAUUUUUAUAAAUAUCAUUAGGGUGAUUUCUAUUUGAUUAACUUUUGAAAGGCUUUCUUUGCUAAUCUAUUUUUUGAACGAUAAAUGGCUUGAGGAAUAACUUAUUUUGAUAGUUCCUUUGAGAAUUGAUAGAGAUAAUUUAAGACAUAGCUUAUCUCUGAAUAUUACUCAAUACAUUCUUUAUUAUAAAUAAUUUAGAUAUUUGCUGAUGAAUAUAUUACAUUUAUGUAUAAAAUAAAAUAAGUAGUACAAUUGA